Penicillium cinerascens is the source of this 3156-nucleotide messenger RNA. RefSeq names its product putative zinc metalloprotease. Gene Ontology annotation, molecular function: metal ion binding. Bases 1 to 3156 code for a protein of 1051 amino acids. The record is from RefSeq and is a predicted model, not a curated record. The transcript has 3 exons. Lineage: Eukaryota; Fungi; Ascomycota; Eurotiomycetes; Eurotiales; Aspergillaceae.
AUGUCACCAUCGGUGCGACAGAGUCACUUCAAACUGCUGCAACAGUUCAAGCCUGACUACUCCCCGAGCGAGUUCACUGAGUAUGAGUCUCAGCGCACCGGCAUGCGGGUGGUCGUCAUCGACCAGCCCGGUCCUAAGGUCAAUGGCUACUUUGUGCUUGCUACAGAGAUCCACGAUGAUUCAGGAGCUCCCCACACCCUCGAGCAUCUCUGUUUCAUGGGUUCUCGCAACUACCGCUAUAAAGGCUUCCUUGACAAGCUGGCCACCCGAGUGUACUCAAACACCAAUGCUUGGACUGCCACAGACCACACAGCGUAUACUCUGGACACAGCCGGCUGGGAAGGCUUUGCCCGCAUCUUGCCUAUUUACCUCGAGCAUGUGAUUGCUCCCACCCUUACCGACGAAGGCUGCUAUACUGAAGUCUUCCACAUUGAUGGCACUGGAAAUGAUGCCGGUGUGGUGUAUUCUGAGAUGCAGGGCGUGCAGAACAACGCCGCUGAGCUGAUUGACCUGGCUGCACGACGCCUGACUUACCCCGAGGGCAACGGCUUCCGGUACGAGACUGGAGGUAUGAUGGAACAACUCCGUGUCUUGACUGCUGAACGAAUUCGGGAAUUCCAUCGUGAGAUGUACCAGCCCAAAAAUUUGUGCUUGGUCAUUACUGGUGAGGUGAACCAGAACAACAUGUUGGACAUUUUGGACAAGUUUGAAGAAACCAUCAUGGAUGUCAUUCCUAGCCCAGACGCACCAUUCAAAAGGCCUUGGACCGAUUCGAAGCAAGCCCCUGCUUUGCACAAUUCAAUCAUCGAGAGAGUUGAAUUUCCCGAAGAGGAUGAGUCCUUUGGUGAAAUUGAGAUCCGCUUCCUAGGUCCAGACUGCACCGACCCCAUCCAAUCUGGGGCUUUGAAUGUGGCCCUCUUGUACUUGGCCGGAUCAUCUGCGUCUCUGCUGGAGAAUGUCAUCGUUGAAAAGGAACAGAUUGCAAGUGCGGUCUACUAUGCUACCGAAGAUCACCCAAGCAUCGAGAUUCGUUUCACCCUGACCAGUGUUGAGACGGAGAAUCUCGAGCAGGUGGAGAAGAGAUUCUUCGAGAUCUUGCAGGACGCUAUGAAGAAAGAGUUGGACAUGAAGUACCUCAAAGAGUGCAUUGACCGCCAGCGCCGUACUUGGAAGUUUUCGACUGAAUCUUCUGCCUCAUCCUUCGCGGAGUACGUCAUUUCGGACUUUUUGUUCGGAAAGCGAGAUGGCUCAACCAUGCGGGACGUCGCUUCUCUCAAGGAGUACGACGUCCUCGAGAACUGGAAAGAGGAUGAGUGGCGUUCAUUCAUAAAGAAGUGGAUCGCUGAUGCUCCUCACGUUUCCAUCCUGGGCGUCCCAUCCCAGAAGCUGUCUGAUAAGCUAAAGAAUGACGAGGAAGCUCGUGUUGCUGCUCAGAAGGAGCGUCUUGGCGAGAAGGGCUUGAAGGAGCUCGCUGACAAGCUUGAAAAGGCAAAGGCCGAGAACGACAAGGAGAUUCCGAAAGAGUUGCUGGCCGCGUUCAAGAUUCCCGGCGCAGAAUCCAUUCACUUCAUGGACACUACCACGGCCCUGUCAGGCGCUGCUCUGAAGGCUGGACGCCCCAACCACAAGAUCCAAAAGAUCAUUGAUGCCGAUGAUUCGAGCCUGCCUCUUUUCAUUCACUUCGAGCACAUUCCCAGCAGUUUCGUGCAGAUGUCUGUUCUCAUAUCUGCUCAGUCUGUUCCCAUCCAACUGCGUCCUUUGCUAUCCGUGUACACUGAGGCAUUCUUCAACAUCCCAGUCCAGCGUGACGGCAAGACAAUCGACUUCGAGCAAGUGGUUGUGGAGCUUGAGAAGGAUACUGUUGGAUAUUUCAUGGAGAAUGCUCGGGCUCUUGGAAACUCCGAGAUGCUGCGCGUCUCCUUCCAGGUUGAGCGUGAGAAGUACGAGACUGCUAUCGCUUGGAUUCAGGAGAUUACCUGGAAUUCCAUCUUCGAUGUUGAGAGACUCCGGGCUAUCACCUCCCGGCUUCUGGCCGAUGUUCCUGACUCUAAGCGCAGCGGUGAGGACAUGCUUGCCGCCGUGCAUGUCAUGAUUCACUAUGCGGAGGAGUCAAUCACUCGGGCUCGAUCCACCUUGGUCAAGGCACGCUACCUCAAGCGCGUCAAGCGUCUGCUUGCUGAGAAGCCCGAGGAGAUCGUCAGCCGCAUGGAGGAGAUCCGCCAGUCGCUCUUCCAACCCGAUAACAUUAGAGUCGUCGUGUUUGCCGAUCUGGAGAAGCUAACCAACCCUGUCUCGGCUUGGAAGCCUUUCGCUGAGCGUCUGGGCACCAGCGCCGACUUGAAGCCCAUUACCAAGCGGCGCAACCUGCUGAGCGAUGCUGGCAAGAACCUUGGUGGCAAGUCUUUCAUCGUCCCUAUGCCUACGGUCGACUCCUCUUUCGCCUACGCUACUGCCCGAGGCCUGGACUCAUAUGACCACCCCAAGCUGCCCGCAGCGAUGGUGGCUAUUGCAUACAUGAAUGCAGUUGAAGGUCCCCUCUGGGUCGCAGUCCGCGGCAAGGGCCUGGCAUACGGUACCAAUUUCGCUUAUAACAUUGAUACCGGCGUUGUCAACUUCGACGUGUACCGGUCUCCCAAUGCCCACAAGGCCUUCCAGUCCAGUAAGCAGAUCGUUGAGGAUCACCUGUCUGGAGCUUCGCCGUUCGACCCUCUCAUGCUGGAGGGCGCUAUCAGCAGCAUUGUGGUCGGCUACGCCAACGAGCAGAUGACCGCUGCUAUGGCGGCACAGGGUAGCUUCAUUCGCCAGGUCGUGCGGAACCUGCCUGCCGAUUAUAAGGAGAAGAUGCUCAAGAAGGUGCGGGAUAUCAGUGUCGACGAGAUCAAGGGUGCUCUCCGCGAGAUUCUCCUGCCGCUCUUUGAUCCCAAGACGGCUAACCUUGUUGUCACCUGUGGCACUGUUCUGGAAGAGCCUCUUAAGCAAGGCUUCGAGUCCUACGGCUUCACCCCGAAGGUCCAGGCCCUCAAGGAAUUCGAGGAUGACUACGGGCUGAAGCUCGACGGAGACGAGGAAGAGGAUGAUGAUGACGAAGACGAGGAAGACGAGGAAGACGAAAGCGGCUCCGAGGGGGAGGAAAGCGACGAGGAAAUGGACGAGUAA